Messenger RNA from Plutella xylostella (diamondback moth), 2386 nucleotides. It is a transcript of the gene Cipc, whose product is annotated as Clock interacting protein circadian. The record is from RefSeq and is a predicted model, not a curated record. Lineage: Eukaryota; Metazoa; Arthropoda; Insecta; Lepidoptera; Plutellidae.
AUCCAGCUGAAAAUCAUUCAACGUUCUGCGCUCAACCCAAACGGUCGUGCGUCUUAACUGUUUUAUACACAAAAAUACUUAACUCAAAAUAAAUAACUGUUCCCUGUGAAUCCAGUGAUCUAUUUUUUUGGAUUUCUUAACCUUGCAAUCAGCUUUCAAGAUGUGCGAGAAAAGGAUAAGGAAAAUUAAGAGAGGAACUCACUCAACGCGUAUUCGCGAAACCAGACGUCUUCAGAGAGUCCAACGUCUCACUAUCGCCACGUCUCCUCCCAACGACGACUACCGACCACAGCCCGUGGUCUGCCCUACCCAACCCAUCCUAAUGGACAAGGCCCUACAAAACAGGGUCCUACUAGAACUGGCCUGGAAAACUGUGGUGCUGAUGCAGAAGAACAAGCUGAUCCAACAGAAAAUAGUCGACUUGCAAAAGGAGACUACUGAGUUUGUGUCCACCGUCCUGACCAACCCUGAGAGCCGGCAGCGGUACUUGGACCACCUGCAAGUCUACGGCAUUAUCUCGGCAAGGGUCCCGCAACCGUUAGAAAACAAAAACGUAGCUUUGAAAAUAGAACCCAAAGAGUGAAAUGCUACUUUUUAAAUUUUAAGCGCGCGUGGUUGUGUGAGUGAGCGGACGAAUGCUGAUUGGCUGAUUGCUAUAUUUUUUAUUGAAUUGUUAUUUUAAGUAAGUACCUUGAACUGUUAUUCUAUAAGUUUCUAUACUUAACUGUAAACAGAGUGUGAUUAAUUAUAGUAAGGCGAUUGAUUUGUUAUUCUAAGUUAUUUAUGAAAUCUAGGAAUCCAGUCCAGCGAACAUCCUAUUGGCGAUUCGUUAAGUUGACAAUGGUCAAUAGAAGUUUCAGUUAUGUAUUUAUUUUCAUCUUUAAGCAUUUUAGCAAUAAUAUAAAGAAAUUAAUUCAGUGUCUUAUAUAAAACGUUGUGGCUACAGUAGGCUUCUAUUUAAUAUAUAAUAAGGUAACGAAAAUGAUUAUGUUUAAAAUAUAGUAAACAUUUCAAACUCAAAACUUAAAGAUAAUUAAUUACUUACAGAACAUAAGUUUAAGUACCUAUGAAAUUUUCAACUACUGAACAGACUUUAAUGAAAAGGCCGCUUUAGAUCACCUCUGAAAAUAAAACGUGGGUAUCUUAUUUGACCCCAUCAUUUAAACUAAGUUAAACUUUAUCAGUAUUGGUAAAUGAUGUGAUGGCGUUUACUAUAUCUUGAAUAUAAUCGCAGUACCUAUCUGGUUGUAAGAGGCUAUUAUUGUAAAUGUGUAUGUUAAUAUUAUUAUGGUCGUCGUUAUUUACGUAUUUGUCUUGUUAAUUUGUCUGAUAAGAAUUGAUCGGUCAUGUCAUGAUACGAUUUGUACCUAGAGUUAAUACCUCCAUCAUAAAAACAAAUAUUAACCUACGAUUUAGGUACUUUAUAUCUUAUAAAGUUGACUAAUUGAUUAAUUAUAAAAUAAUGCCCGAGUCAAACAAUUUUCGAUAUUAAGUAAGUAUUAAACUCUUCUAGUUUUUCCCCAUGUUUUUUGCAUUUAAAAGAAACUUACCCAGUAGGAGUAGGAAUAGGCUAGUGUUGACAAAAGCACAGAUCUGGCCAUAGUUGUGUUCAUUACUAUUAUAAUAUUUCUUACUGAGGAGGAAAAACAAAGCAUAAAUACAGUCAAACUAUAAAGUCCUGACAUCAAAGAGUGCGAUUUUGUUAAGACUUUUUAUGAUCAUCAGUUUUACUUACUUUUACAUACAUUUUAAAAAUUAAAUACCGACUGAUUGUGAAUUUUUAACGGAGUUGUCCUUUAAUAAAUAUAGCAGAUCUAUUAAAUACGAUCUUAAACAAUUAGUUGGGACCCACUUCGGUUUUCACGACUUUAUAGUUCGAGUGUAGGUUACCAUCGUAUCAUUUCUUAUUCAUACUUUAAAAGUAACUACUAGCAUAUUGUUGCAAAUUUGUUUUUUUCAUCUUACACUUCAUGAAAGUUUCUCAGAUCUGAAAUAUUAAUUUAGAUUUUAUGGUAAAUUUCAGAAAUUCUAUUGAUUUUAUUAUCCAUACAGAUUACGAAAAUUCAAAAAAAUUUUAAAAGUAUUAUUUAGUAUCAUAUUUAAUUUAGUAUUUGGACUCGUAUUUAAAUCAUGUAAUACUUGUUGUUACCCGUUAAUUUGUCAUACCUAAGUAAAUAUCUUGUUUGAAUAACUUCGUGAAUGUAACCUUUAAAAUAUUGGUGUAACAUUGCUAAAUAUUUAUAUAUAAGUAACUUGAAAAUUUUGUAAGCACAACACUCCCUAAGACUAAAACUGUGUAUCUUUAUUUAAGCUAACUGAGCUUUGUUUGUUGGAACUUAAUGUUUCUUGAUUUAAUAUUGAAAAUAAACUAGUCGUACAAGAAUAA